Messenger RNA from Cinara cedri, 15181 nucleotides. The record is from the annotation of a GenBank genome assembly. NCBI's taxonomy places the organism in Eukaryota, Metazoa, Arthropoda, Insecta, Hemiptera, Aphididae.
AUACUAAUCACAGAUAUAUAUAUGAAAUAUAUUUUAUGUAUAUUGUGGUAGUAGUAGCAUAGUACCCAUUGCCCAUAGAAUAUCAUGUUUUUGGUGUUUGUAUCAAUUGGCCAUUCAAAUUUGGGAAUUUAAAUUAUCAACAAUUAAUAUUAUGAUAUGUUUGUGAAUUUGUGGUAAAUAAUUAUUAUUUCAAUACAAUAUGUACGUUUCAUUUCAUGUUUCUACUUUCUAAUAUGCUUAUAAAAUAGAUACCCACCAAUAAAUUACAAAUAUUCUUGAUUUUUUUUCAUUGUCAACAUUUUGAAAAGGUAAAACUUGAUUCACUUAUUACUUGUUUUAAAUUAUUUAAUUGCAAUAAUGAUUUACGUUUUACUUUAGUGCAAGAAAAUGUCUGAUUGUGUUGAAAACAUGGAUCAUAACACAAAAUUCUGUGAUCAUACAAAUGAUAUUGAAAUUGAUGAAGUUUAUGAUGAAUUAGACAAAUUAAUCGACUCUGUGGAAACUGAAGAAAGAGAAUUACUGGUUAGUACUUGCUUAGUAUUUUUCUUAUUAUUAUAUUCAAAUGUAAUUAUAACGACUAAAUUGUUUAUGUAUAAUUCAAAUUUAUUUAUUUUUUUUUUUUAGUAGCUUAUUUUUUUAGUUAUUAUAUUUUUUUACCAUUAAAACUAAAGGUGCACAUUAUAUAAAUUAUGAGCCCAAAGUGAAAGUGGUUACUAUUACAAUGCAUUUAUUUUUGAUUAACUGUUGAGUAAUUGGUAUUAAAAUGAUUUAUAUGUUAUUUAAUAAGCCGAUCAUUUAAAAAAGAUCUAUGUGUUGUACUUUACAGAAUCGAUUUAUUAAAUUACUUAGUAAUAAUAUAUACUUAAUAUAUUCUAAAAUAUCAACAAGAACAACAAUCAUUUUAAUCUUAAUUCUGAAAUCUAUUGUGUUAUUUAAAUUUGAUGUUAGUGAGCGCCAAAACUCUUGUAGUGUUGCAAAGCAAAAAUAAGAAUAAGACUUUUAAUUAUAUUGAAUGAAUUUUUAGUGCUUGGACCUUUUGUCCAACAAUAAAAAAAAAUGAACCCACACUUUUUGUCUGACCAGACUUUUUGACCAUGAAUUUUUGUCUGGAUUUUCUGUCCAGUAUAAUAAACAAUAAAGAAAAAAAAUGAUAUAAUUUUGACCAGCACCAAGGUAUGUGUAUCAAAACACAGUAAGCGUGUUAAAUGUUUUAAAAAAUUUUAUUUUAUUUUAAUUGGACGUUAUAUAAAUGUUACUUAGUAAGAAAACUUUUAUGCAUACACAAACAAGUAUAUACCUACACUCAUUAGAAGUAAUUGAAAACAAGUGUGGUUUAAAUGCUGUGAUUUGCUCCAUCCAAAGUUAAAUAAAUUUAUAAACAACAUUCAAAACUAUGAAGCCAGAUAAUUCUUAACAAAAAAAGGGAUUAAGAUUUUUACUAUCCAGUUAUUUCUAUCAACUUUGUAGUACAUUUGAUUUUUUGAUAGUCACUAUUUAUAUAGUUUUACGAUAAUAUAUUUAUUAAAAUUUACUACUAAUUUAAUUUACUACCCGGAAUUAUAUAUAUUUGCAUGUUUUUACAUAGUGUAUGCACGUUGAUUGAGAUUUGAAAUGUCUACAAUUCAUAUCACACCGAAUUUAAAUACUAAAUUUGACUUUGUAUAUUUUGCAUAUUCGGAGGAUUAUUGUAUACUAGUUUAUAAAUGCAUAAAACAUACAUAUAAUGUGUAUUUAUUAUUGAUAAAUCCAUUUUAAUGGAGAAAAAAAAAUGUUAGCAUUGUUUCUCAGAAGAAUUUUGUUAAAAUAUUAUUAUAUUUGCCACAGUAUAUGAAAUCAGAGCUCUAACCUAUGGCUCACAAUCACGUAUGUCAUGGUGUUAUCAUUUUAUGAAUUUGUUUUUCAUUCUUGUCGUGUGUGAUGUGUUGUUAUAUUUUAAAAUCUUGCGUGGUAAAAAGCAUGUAAUUUUAGUUUUAUUAUUUUGAAAGUUUAUUGUUAGGUUUUUAGAUGUUAUUUCAAAUAAUAUAAUAUAUAAUAAAUGAUUACUAAGUUUAUUACUAUUCUUGGUGUAAAAAUGGUGUUUUAUUUUUUUAAACAUAUUUUAUUAAGUAUAUUAUAAUGCAUAUAACUGUAUGUAGCCACUUUUUGUAAGCAUAUUUGCAUCAUAUUUAACAAUUUUCAAAUGCAUUUAAUUCUGAGCUCUAGUUAAAACUCAUAAAUAUUAAAUCUUAUAUUAGUGUUAUGCAUAUUAAAAUUUCUAGAAAAAUAUUCUCCAUUAAAAUCUAUGUUCACAAGGGGGGAGGGGUUCAUAUUUGAAAAUCAAUAGUAUUUACUUAUUCAAGAUAUAUGUUGUAGGGGUAAAAUAUUAAAAAUGGUUUUAAAAUAAAUUUUAAUCGAUUCCAUGAUUUUAAAAACAUAAAUCAAAUUCACUUAAAAUCCUAUAAAAUAAUUACUGGUUCAUGAAAAAAAAAAAAAUCACUGUAUGUAUACAAAAUAUAAACUUGUAUAAAUCUUAAAUUAUUCCUGUAGAUUUAUUUUUAACUUGGGGGGGAAAAAAGUAUCUAUUAAAUUCUAAAGUAUGUAUUAUAGAUGAAAAUAGAAAAUGUUGAAAAUUCAAAUGGAAUUAAUGAAAAAGUAUUGGAGUCAAAUGGAUUAGUUGAUCCUAAAAGUGAAGAUAAAGAGGUAUAUAUAUAUAUAUAUAAUUGUAUGUGAAUUAUAAUAUACAAGAGAAACUUGUAAAUUGAUAUAUCAUUUAGUUUGAGCAUAUUUGUAUUGUGAAUACACAAAAAAGAAGUAGUUCUCUAAUUAUUAAUUAAACAGAUUCAAAUAUUUUAAAUAAUUAAAAAUUUCAAUAUUUGUUAAUAUUCUAGAUUAAAAAACAACUAUUUGAAAAGAAUUUUAAAAAUGAUGGGAAAAAAAGUGAUGAAGAAAACAAUCAUUUUGAGUAUAAAGAUAAUCAAAAUAAUUCUGAAGAUGGUAAAGAAGAGCUGGAGUUGUCUGAAAUGAUUGUGUGUGAUGAAGUAACUGGUGAUACUGAUGAUGUAUGUCUACUGUUAACAUUUAUUUUUGAAUUGAUUUAAUUGUAUGUUAAUCAUUUUAUAUAAAUAUAAACAAUUAUUUAUAGGAUGAGAAUAAAAUAGACGUUGGAACAACUGUAACAGAUGAUAAAGAUAAGUAUGAGAAAGACAACAAAAAAUUGAAAAAAGAAUCAAAAGAAAAAGAAAGUAACAAAAAAAAAUAUGAUAAAAAAUCGGGUAACUAUUUUUUUUUUUUCAAAUUUUAUGUUAAGUUUAAUUAUUUAUUUGUAAAGAUAAAUUUUUGGUUUUGUAAUUAUGGAGGAUUCUUGACAAACUCAUAGAGGGGUUAAAAUAUUAUGCCACACAUUCCACUUUUUUUUUGUUACUGGGUACAUGUAAACAUUGUCAUGAGCCAUGAAGGGGGGGAGGGCUUAAGAAUCCUUAUAAUAUCAGUCUAUUCAUUUGUUCACAGCCGUACCAACCUUUCAUUGAUCUAUUAAAAUGAAAUUUGUAAUACAGUUGUAAAUUGACAACCAAAAAUCAGAAAUAGGUACUAAGAAUAAAUAUAUACUAAUUUUUGUUUACCCCAUUAGGUUGGUGUCUUUAGAUAGAGCUGCUAAAAUUCAAUAAGAAACGUUUAAGAACCAAAUGAUUUUAACUCUUUAAGUUACAAAAUAUUCACUUUCAAAGUUAUUAUCUAAGUGCCCCCUCAUAUAUUUGUUUAACUAUUGGUGCUAAAUUCCUAAACAAAAUUUUAAUUUUAGUUAACAUUUUCGGUGGAAAUUUUAAAUUAUAUUAAAGCAAAAAUAGUUAAUGAACAAUUUAAAAAUUAAAAUAAAACAAACAAUUUUACAUUAACUUGAUUUUGACUUACAAUUUGUUUUUAAUACAAUGUAUGGACACAUACACUUUUAAAGGGGUGACCUCUAAACCAAUUUGUAAUAGUUCUUUUAUCAUUAAGUAAUAAUUUCAUUCUAUUGAUAUUAUUUAAAAAAAAAAAAAAUCGACACCAUUAUUUGAUAUUAUAAAGUUAUGUAAUCUAGUUUGUAAAAAUUAAAAUAUUUUUGAACAUUUAUAAACUGUAUGGAUGCUAGAUACCCAAACAUUUUUCACACAUUAUUUGUUUGGCCCUUAAGCUUCCAACAUAAACAAACUAGUCAAUAUAAAAAGCAUAUUUUAAAUAUCAAGUUAUUUAUUUAAAUAUACUCAUUGAUGACUAGAAACAUUUAAAAACCAAGAUUCAUAAUUAAAAUGAUUUUAAUGAUGUCAAGAUUUAGUUAAAAAUUUAUGUAUUAAGUUUUAUAAUUAAUUUUUCCUUAAUUUAGUUUAUAUUGGUUAUGUAACUAAGUUUAAUCUAAAUUAUUAUUUAGUUAUAUAUAUAGAGGAGAAUUUAAUGUGUAUCUGUACGCGACGAUAAAUCAUUGCUAUCGAAAAAACGAUUCUAUGUAGUGUUUGCUUAUAUAUGUUUUGAAAGGCUGUAUUUACAAAUUUCAUAUAAAUUCGGUAUUAAAUUUCUUAUGAAAAAAAUAUACUUCUUUAAACUCAACUUUUUUUUGUUGAUCACAAAGUACAAUUUUAAAUCCUGUUAAAUUGUUUGGCAUUUCUGUUGGAUCUAACAAUUUUAUCCACAGAUUACCUACUGAAUAAAUAUUAUGUGAAAAAAUUAUGAAAAUUAAAAUGCUUAUAAAUAAAUAUAAAAUGGCACAAAUGUGUUGAAAAUUUUACCACGUCUAAAUAAGGCAAAUAUAAGUGUUAUAUUAAAUUUUAAAGUCUCUACAGAUAUUUUUAACUAAAUCACAACAAAAAAGGAAAAUUUAAAAUAAUACAUUUCGUAAACUGUCCUGUUUUCUUAAAAUACUGCUUAGAAAAAUUUCUUUCAGAAAAGGUGAAAUACUUAAAAAAUAGAGCAUGAUUUCUGGUAGAAAAGUUGUUCACAGAUAAAAAAAAUAAUAAAUAUAAUAAGUUUUAAUUUAAACAUCAUUGUACCAACUAAAAAUUUAAUCUUCUUCAAAGAACAUUAUUAUUGUUUUAAAAUAAAUAAAAUUGUUUAUUUAAGUAAAAAAUACUAUGUGAUUUAAUACACUAUGUUGGUUUUUUGUUCUUAGCAUUUAAUUUUGCCUUUAACCCAUACCCAUAUUUUAAUCUAACCCAUAUUUAGAUUCUAAAUCAAAAGAUCGUUCAAAAAAAGAAGAUUUCAAACGCAAUGACAAAAAACGCUCAAGAACACCAAGCAAAGAAAGAUCAAGCAAGGACAGUUCCUUAAAGAAAAGAACAAAAACUGUAUGCUAACACAAUAUUAUUGAUUUUUAUUUUAUUCUUAUGAAUGGUUUUUAAAUAUAAAUAUUAUUGUCUUAUUAGAUUGACAAAGAAAAGGAGUCCAAAAAACUUAGAGAGCUUGAUAAAUUUUGGCAAACUGUGCGUGAUGAUCCUUCUGAUUUUAUUGGCUGGACGUAUUUAUUACAAUAUGUUGAUACUGCGGUAAAUUUAUUCAAUUCCAACUAUACUAAUUAAACUAAUUUUUAGAUUCUGAGCAGAGCGAGGAAUGUAUUGGUUUUAUAAUAAUUAAUUUUUCUGUGUAUAACUUUUCUACUAGCAAUUCUGAUUUUUCUAAAAGUUAAUCUGAUUGAAGUACUUUAAGUAGUACUUAAGUACUUUUAUUACUUUAAGAAGGUCAUUUUUUGAUUUUUCUAAUAAAUGGGAAAAAAUGUAGGAAAAACUGGAAAAUGUACAAAAUGUAUUAUGUUUUCAAUUGUUUUAUUAUUAUUAUUAUUAUUAUUACUAUUCAGUUAAAAAUACUUGUAAAAACUUGAAGUUUGGAUAGAAAACUUAAAGUUGUCAUUUCUAGAUGUGGUAAUAUUUUUAAAACAUUGUACCAGUCAUUUUAGAGCCAUUUGCUGCAGACAUUAAUUUUCCAGGUUUUUUUUACAUAAUUUUUGUAAUUUUAGACCUAACAGAAAUGCUAGAAAAUUUAACAAGAGGUGCAUUAUGAGUUAUACUUUGUGGUCAAAAUAAAAAAAUGUAUUUUUUUUUUAAGAAUUUAUUAAAUUUUGAUGAAAUUCGUAAAUAUUAUAAAACAACACUAUUAACCAAACUCCGCUCAGAAUCAUUUUUGUUGACAAUGGUUCAUCGUUGGGUGUAAAUAUACAUUCAAUUUCCCCUCUACCUUCCCAAUUUAUAACCCACACCCACAUGGCCCUCUCAUCAUGCGAAGUAUGUCCAUAUUAUUUUAAUUGUAUAAUAUAUUUUUUAGAAAAAUAUAGAGGCAGCCCGUGAAGCUUAUGAUGCCUUUUUAGAUUUAUAUCCAUAUUGUUAUGGGUAUUGGAGAAAAUAUGCUGACUAUGAAAGAAAAAACGGUACUAAAGAAAACUGUGAAAAAGUGAGUAGACAUUUUUAUUGUUAUAUUCAAUUACAUCUAUAUUAAUAAAUGGGAGCUAAAUUAUUAAAAAACCUGGGUGCCAUAAUUUUCUCAAAUCCUCUGUUUAAAAGGUUACUAUUGAGUGAGCUAACAUACAGCCAAUAUUACUGUUAUCAUAUAUGAUUAUUGUACAUUUUAUAAUAUAUAGAUUGUGUAUUUCUUUUGUGUUUAAUAUUAGUUUAAAAUGAUCAAUGUAGUGAAAUAGAACAAUGUGAUAAUUGAUUUUUAUUUGUGUUAGUAUUUAUACUUUAUUAUUAAUUUAUGUAUAUAUUUUUUUAACAGUUUUGUAUCUAUCAUAUGUUCUAUUCAAUAAUACUGUUAAAAGAAGAAUAUUAUUUUUCAAUUAUAUUUCAUUAAUUUAUAAGCUAUUUCAUAGUUGUAAGGUUAGUUUUUUAUUUUAUAUUAUAGUUAAUAUUCAUAUAUAUGGUAGUAAUAUUUUCUAAAAUCAUUUUACAUUAUGAAGAAUUAAGAUAAAAGUAUUCAAGAUACUCAAGCAUUUUUUAUAUUUAUUAAUGAUAAUAAUACACCUAAAGAAUAUUGUUUUUAUUAUAAUAGUUAUUAUUAGGUAUUAUUAUCAUAUAAACAAAAAUUAUAGGAGUUUUAUAUUAUAGUUUUGUAUUUCCAUAUGUAACUUACUAUUGAUAUUUUCAUUUUAGUACCUCUAGCACUAACAGUAUUCUACUAUAGUUAAUAAUUAAUUUUAGACAAUUGAUGAAAUCAAACAAAUUUAUACUCAUCUAUACGGUUAUAAUACUUGUUUAAAUUAACUUGUAGUUUAUUAAUUCAAAUUAUUAUCAUUAUGCUAACAUAAUUCGAUUUUAAUUAUAAAAAUAUAUAUAAUAUAUUUGUAUCUAAGUGUCUAAUUAAUAUUAACAUUUAAGUUUAGUUACAAUAAGUAUUACCUUUAAGAUAAAAUACUUGACAUUUAUUUAUAAUUUUUUGAAGACGAAGAUACAAUAUUUUUUUCAUGGAUUUACACAGUUUGGAAGUAUCUACAUCUUAAUAAACAUUUAUCUCAAAGAAGGAAAUUCAUUUGUGUUGCUUUGUUUUCAAAAAAACAUGUCAAUAUCAUUCAAAAUACAUUUCUCAUGUAAUUCAAGCCAAGCUAACAAUAAUAUAAGUACAUUUUUGUGUUCAAUAAUUAUAUUCAAAGAAAAUGUAUUUUUUUUUCAAUAUACGUAUUCUUUAUUACUUAUGGUUUUGUAUGGUACUUAAAAAAAUUCAACAUUUCAGGUGCUGUGAUUGAUUUUAUCCUUUGCCUUAAACAUAUUUCCCUCUUAGUAAAAAUACUUCUCAGAUUUCUUUAUAACUAUUUUACAUGAUUUUAGUCUAGAUAUUUUUCAUCAGGUUGCUGCUGGAUAAAGCACAAAACUGCACGCUCCGUCUGUGGCCCAAAUAAAGCACCAUGUUCGCUAAAAAGCGUGAAAUAUAUGUUAAUUUCAAUUUAAAAUAGAAUUAAUUUUUAUACAUUUGUGUAUUAUUAACUAUAUAACAAAAUAACAUGGCAUGGUUUUAAACAAUAAUUAGGUGUAAGACAGAGAUAAUUGUGUUAAAUAUAUAUUGUAUUUACAAUUAAGAUUAAUCAUUAUGAUUAUUAAUAUGAUUAUUAUUAUUAUUAUUGUUAUUAAUAUUAUUAUAAUUAUUAUUAUUAUUAUUAUUAUUACUAUUGUUAUUAUUAUUAUUUAUUAUUACUGUUAUUAUUUUAACCAGUUUGUUAUAUACAUAUAUUUUUUUAUAACUUCAUUAAUAAUUAAAUUGAUAAUUGUUAAAUUUAAUUUAAUAUUAAGAAUACAUAAUAAUGCAGAAUUGGGACACCCGCCAAGAGCUGUUAUGGAUAUAUUUUGGGUAAGCGGUGAUUUAUAAAACUAGUUAUAAGGUUAUUUGUAAAUGUAUUAGAUAAAUACAAAUUUAAAACCCUUGGUUAAAGGCAUGAUUAUAUAUUUAAGUAAAAUAUAAAUUGUUCAUAAAAUAUUUAACAUUUAAAAUUCUUUAACGUGUAUAACUGUGUUCAGGUAUUUGAUCGUGGCUUAAAAGCAAUUCCAUUAAGUGUUGAUUUAUGGAUUCAUUAUAUGGGCUAUAUGAAAUCAGCCUAUCCAGAUGAUGAGGAAAUGAUUAGAGAGCAAUUUGAAAGAGCAGUGGAUGCAUGUGGAAUUGAAUUCAGGUACAUAUUUAUAUUUUUUUUUUUAAUUGAAACUUUUAAAUUAAUUGCAAUUUAUGAUUUAUUUAUUAUUAUUAUUUAUUUAUUAAAGAUCAGACCGGUUAUGGGAUCAUUACAUUAAAUUUGAAUUAGAUUGCAAGCAAUAUAUUAGGGUCACAGAUAUUUAUGAACGUCUAAUUGCUACUCCUACACAUGGAUAUUUGAAUAAUUUUGAUUGGUAAUUUAUUAAAAAAAAGUAUUGAAAUAAAUAUUAAUCAUUUUUCUUAAAUUUUGUGACAGUUUUAAGGAUUAUAUUAAAAAAUAUCCUAAAAACAAAAUUUUGGAAACUGUUAAAUUUUUGGAGUUAAGAAAAGAAGUACUAGCGGAGAUCAAGGAAACUGAUGCUAAAAAAAAUCAAAGAAAAAUUGAUUCAGGUUCUGAUUCUGAUGACUUGGCAGAUCCUAUGGAACAAGUAUUUUAUUAAUACCAUUUAUAAUAUAUAAUGCAUAAUUGUAUACAUUUAUUUGUUGAUUUUUAUUUUUUUAGCGCACUAAGGAAGAAAAUUUGAUGAAAGAAAAGAUGAUUGCUUCACGAAUAGCAGUACAUAAAUCUACUGCAGAAAUGGUGGCAUUACGAUUGCCUUAUGAAGAAAUGGUAAGUUUUAAACUUUUAUUAAUUCAUAUAGGUAUAUGUAUUCAAUUUUGAUUAUAUUUUAGAUUAAACGUCCAUACUUUCAUGUCAAACCUUUAGAAAGAUCUCAGAUUAGAAACUGGAAAGAAUAUUUAGAAUUUGAAAUUAGUCAAGGGGUUUACAAGCGUAUUGUAGUAUUAUUUGAAAGAUGUUUAAUUGCUUGUGCUCUGUAUGAAGAAUUUUGGACUAAAGUAUUAAUUCAAUAAAAUUAAUUUCAAUUUAAAAAAAAAGUUAAUAUACUGAUACAUUACAAUUCCUUUUUUAGUAUAUAAAUUAUUUGGAAAGUCUUGAAUCUAAUGAUCAGGAAGUUACUAAUCGUAUAGAAGACAUAUACAUUAGAGCAUGUACCGUGCAUCAUAAAAAUAAACCAACUAUUAACUUAACUUGGGCCCUCUAUUUAGAAAGCAAAGGUAAGUUUUUUGUUAAUUUGUUUUCAUAUUUUUAACUAAACAGCAUUUUUUUUAGGACAAUUCGAAAAAGCUGCUCAAAUCUUAGAUAUGUUAGACAGUGUAGCACCACACAAAAAGUUGAUUAUUCAAAGGAGGAUUAAUUUAGAGAGAAGAAGAAAAUGUUAUGAUAGAGUAUGUGAAUUGUAUGAACAUUAUAUUAGUACAUCAAACACUCCAUUGAACUCUAUUUUAUUGACGAUCAAAUAUUCUCGAUUUGUUUGGAAAGUAUGAGUUAAAUAUGUUUAAUUACUUCAUAUAAUAUUUGUGUAUUAUGUAUGUAAUAAUUCUUAAUUUUUUUAGAUUUUAAAAAACGCUGAUAAAGCUUCAAACAUUCUGUCUGCUGAAAUUGGAAAAAUUAAUGUUAGUAUUUAAUUAUAUAAGAUUAUUAAUUUUUAUUUUUAAAUUAUGACAAGUAUUUUUUGUGUUAAAGAAUGUACAAAAAAGUAGUCGUCUUUUAUUACAAUUAAUCGAAAUCAAAAUGAGUGAUAAUCCUGUGAAUGUUGAUGAUAUAGUCAAAUUGUUUGAUAGCAUUAUAAAUAUGAAGUCUAUUGAUAUUGACCAACAAGUUAUUUUUGCUCAGCGUAAAGUUGAAUUUUUAGAAGAAUUUGGCAGCAACAUAUUUAUGUAAGUAUUUUAAAUUUAUUAUGUAAGGAAUGGAUGUAGGUAGACAAUUUUUUAAUGAUUUUGAGUUAUUAAAUGUUUAGUACCCUAACUAGUAGUUUAAGUAUUUUAAAGACCCCUUACUUGUUAUCUAGUGUCAGUGUUACCUAUACAAGUCAUUAAUCAUUUUUUUAAAUUUAUUCUUAAUAUUAAAUUUAAUUCAACAUGAUAGUACUGUGUGUUAUUAUUCAUCUAAAGAUACAAGUAAUAAUAAUGUAUUGUUAGAAAAAAUUUUAAAUUUUUGAUGCUGCUCCAAAAGUGUAUCUUAUGGCGAUUCCAGUUCAGUAAUAACAUUAAGAAAUUAUUUAUACAUAAAAUAUAGUUCUGCAUAUUAUUACCUUUAAGGAAUAUUAACAAGGAAACAAUAUAUACAUCCUAUUAUGUAACAUUAAGGUAAAAUAUCGCAUAUAAUAUCUUUAAGUGCAAUAUUCCAUUUAAAAUUGUUUUCCUAAUAUUCAAAUGUCUACUUUAAUGUUUGACAAGUGUGUAUUUGAUUCUACUGCAGUACUUACUGCACUUGGAACUUUUGUCAAAUUGUAGUUUUUUUUUUUAAUUUAAUGAUUAAUUGAAUGUGACACCAUAAUAUAAGGAUAACCAUAAGGUAACAUUAUAAAUUAUUGGAAUAUUUUUUUUACAGUUAAAGUAUCAAAAUUUUUUAAAUUGACAAAUAUUUUUAAAAAAAUACUGUCAAUAGCAAAUUGAUGCUAUUUAAAUUAGUGGCCUUCAUCCUUUUUGGAUUAAAAAUUUAAUUAAUUAUUUUUGUUUUUUAUUACUCAUAUGUUACCAAAAAAAUGUAAUUUCCAAUUGAUGGUUGAUCAAUACUAUUUUAUAGGAAAUUUUUAAUUAUUAGUUCAAUAUUAUUAUUAUUUUCAUAUAAUUGUCUUCAUAAUAAACUAUAUAAAAUGCAUGUUAACUAUAUACUUUUUAUUAUUAUUAAAAAUAGUCAAUACAAAUUGAGUUUGAGUCGAAACCCAUCUGUUGUAGACCAUUGAUUUAAAAUAAUGUUCCUACUAUUCAAAUAGAUCAAUAGAAAUAAUAUUAUAUAAUAUCUCAAUUAAUAACGCACGUUAAAAAGGUUUUGAAUAUAGAUUGUUUAACUGUUUUUUUUUAUCACUUUGAAGUGCUAACUCAUUAAUUCAUUUUAAAAUUAUGAUAAUCUUUUAUAAGAUUAUAUAAACAAAAAAUAAUGUUACAUGAUAGGUAGAUAUCUAGAUAUAUACUUAAAUGAAAUAAAAAAAUAAUCAUAAAUGAGCCAUACUAUAAACAAAUUUUAAAUAGUCUUUAAUAAAAUGGUACUGAUAUUUAUUCUAUUUAUAAGAUAAUUGUUGAUCAAGUACAAAAAAAUUAUUUUUUAUCUAUAUUAAUAUUAACAUAUUAACUUUGUGAAGAGAGUUUAAAGUUAAUCAUUUUGUUCAGGUUGAUUAUAUUAGGUUAGUAUACGUUUAAUUUUAUUUGUUUUCAUUUAUUUAUUUAUAAAUGUAUACAGCAGUAUUCAAGUAAAAGGUAUUUUAAUGGCAAUAUUUAAUGAAAUCUUAAAUUUCAAAUAACCAUUAAUUUAUGUCUACAAAUCAUAAAAAAACAAAAUAUAUAAAUUACAUAAACAAUUUAUGAAAAUUAAAAAAAAAUAUGUUUAAUUACUGAUUAAAAGUUGUCACCUCUGUUCAUGUUUUUUAUCUUUCACUUAUCAAGGUUAAAGAUUAUAUUUUAAUGAUAAGAAUUAUUUAAAAAAAUAUUAUAUUAUAUUAUCAAUAUUCAACAGUUGGAAUCAUAUCCUUAUUCCUUAGUAAUAGUUAAUUAUUGAGCUGUGUUGUGACUGUGUUAUAUUUUUGUUCAUAAGUUUUCAAGAUGACUUUAAAAAGUUAUAUUCCAUAUUCUACUGAAUCACAUUUUCCAAUAGAAAAUUUGCCAUAUGGUGUAUUCUCCACUGUUAAGAAUCCAGUACAUCGAAUUGGAGUUGCUAUUGGUGAUAAAAUUUUGGAUUUAAAGUACACCAAAAAUAUUUUUGAUCAUUCAUUAUAUGAAAUAUUUCAACAACCAUCACUUCAUGGUUUAAUGGCAUCGAAUAAGUGUACUUGGUCAUUAGCUCGUAAGUCUAUACAGUCAUAUUUGAGUAUUGAAAAUAUUGAGAAUUUGGAAAAAGGUGUAUUUUUGGAUCAAAAUGAAGUCAUCAUGCAUUUGCCUGUUGAAAUUGGUGAUUAUACAGAUUUUUUCUCAUCAUAUUAUCACGCUUACAACUGUGGUUCUCUCAUGAAUCUUGCUAAACCUGUAGCAGACAAUUGGAAAAAUAUGCCUGUUGCAUACCAUGGCCGAUCUUCAUCAAUAAAUAUAUCAGGUACACCAGUUGUGCGACCCAAAGGACAGUAUCUAGUUGACGGACAAUUAACUUUUGGUCCUACCAAAAUGCUAGACUAUGAAUUGGAAAUGGCAUUUUUUGUGGGUGGUUCAUUAAAUACUUUGGCAGAACCUAUACCUACAGACAAAGCUUCAGAUUAUAUAUUUGGCAUGGUUCUGUUGAAUGACUGGAGUGCUAGAGAUGUACAGCUAUGGGAGUCUAAUUUCCUUGGACCGUUUCUUUCAAAAAAUUUUGCAACGACUAUUUCUCCAUGGGUGGUCACAAUGGAAGCUUUAGAAAAUUUCAAAACAGACAAUUCAAUACAAGAUCCAACGCCGUUGAAUUAUUUAUUGCACAAGACCAAAUUUAAUUUUGAUAUUCAUCUAGAAGCAAGUGUUUGUUAUGGGGAAUCGCAGCAAAACUAUCCAAUUUGUAACACAAAUUACAAGUAUUUGUACUGGACUCCAUUACAACAGGUUGCUCAUCAUACUAUUACUGGCUGUAAUUUACGACCAGGUGAUCUGUUGUCAUCAGGAACAAUAAGUGGCCCUGGAUUGGAAGAACGAGGUUGUUUGUUUGAGAGAACAUGUGCUGGUCAAUCCCCAGUGGAUUUAGGCAAUAAGAAGUUGAUAUUUUUUGAUGAUGGAGAUGAGGUUAUGAUAUCAGGGUUUUGCCAAGGAGAUGGAUACAGAAUUGGUUUUGGCAGCUGUAAAAACAAAAUUCUCCCAGCCUCAUAAUAGAUUAAAACUAUUAAAUACAUAUUUUCCAUUUACGUAUGUUAAACAUUUCAGAUUUCUACAUAUACUAUAUUUUAUAGAAUUUUUAAUUUUAGGUAUUAAAUUAAUAUUGAAAUGUUUUCUAAUAAAAUUUGAAUUGUAGCAACUUUAAACAUUUUUAAUAGUUAUUUUUAGGUCAUCGGUUUUUAAAACAUUUUUGAUUUGUAUACUGAUAUAAUUAUUUGAUUAAAUAACUGAAUGAUUAUUGUAAUUCACUGUUGAUUAUUCAGUGGUUCUCAAUUUAGAUAACAUAGACCUUUAUCUUAUAAAGUAGAGCCUAGUAGAUAGAUCACAUUUUCAUUUUUGGAGGAUAGGGAGGUGGUUAGUUAAAUUAUCUAUUACUUUUGUUAUAAACAUAAUUAGCAUUAAUAUUGAAAAAAAUAAAUAAUAUUUUAGUGAGUGUACUAUGAUAUGACAAUUAUGAUACUCUCGCUCUUUUCCAUCAACAUUAGUCAAAUGGCCCACUUUAUAAAAACCAAGAUUAAAUUUUACAUUUAUACUUACAAAAUUAUUAUUUUUCCUUCUAAUUUCUAACCUAUAGCUGAAAUAAAAUAUUGGUUUAAUAUUUUGCUGUAUUAUAUUUAUUAUUUACCCUUAGAAUUAAAUUAAAGUCUCUUAAGUUUCUUUAUUGAUCUAAAACCUAAAACUUCUGUGUGUUAAAAUAACUGCAUGUUAACAUGGUAGGGUAACGUAGUGUCUGUAUUUUGUGGAGAAGGUUAAUACAAAUAUAAAGAUAAUAUUAUAUAUGACAUAAUACAAUUAUAUUAUUUUAUUAAUCACAUUGAAUGUUUAUAAUUUUUCAUACAAAUUUAGGAUAAAUCAAGCAAUAGCAGAGUUAGCAAAGUAUUUGAAAAUAUCUAAUGACCGUGAGAAAAAACCACUUGAAAGUGUGGAAAAUUCCUGUAGCAUUCAAACAUAAUUUUUGCUUGCAUAAUAUAUUGGGUUUUUCAAUUAAUUAUUACAUUUUGAAUCUAUUUAAUGUAUAUAAAUCAAUAUUUAAACACUAUCUUAAUUGUUCAGUUAUGUUUUUUAAAAUGUAUCAUUGAUCUUGUAAUAAAGACUUGAAUUUUAAAACAUGUAAAUGUAUUUUAAAUAUAUUAAUAUUUAUGGAAGUUAAGUCGAUCACCUGAAUUUAAGUCCUUUCACAAAAAUAAUAUGUAAAAUGUGUUUGUUUACAGAUUAAUAGUUAUUAAUAUAAUUUCUAAUUUUUAAGUUCUUUUUUUAUGUUCUCUAUAAAAUCUAUAAUUAACUAAAGUAUUUAAUUACUAUAUACCAUACUCCUAUUCAAAAAAUUAGUUAUAGUACUUAUAUACAUUUUGGCUUUAACUAUGUUUUCUUAAAAAAAAAAAGAAAUUUUACAUUAUAUAUAAUUUGUAUAAAUGUAUUAGUUUAAUAUAAUAAACAAAUGAAUCUACAUUGUUACCACUAAAUUUGUUAGAAAAAUAUUUAAAUCAUAUUUCACAGUUAAGAGUUAGCUCCAACAUUAUUAAAAAUUUAUCUUCCAACACUUUUAUAUCAGCUGUUAAAUAAUAUAAAUAAUAAAACAAUUAUUAUUAUAAUUGUACAAUAUGUAUGUCUUGUGUAGGUUUAUAACUAUGAAUUACAUUAAUAAAUGUUAAAUAAGUAUAACUGACACUGAUGUUGAAUUUUAAAAACAUUUGUACAAAGACCAAAAUAGAUCUUUUGAACAAAUGUUUAUUAAUAGAAU